This is a messenger RNA of Ectocarpus sp. CCAP 1310/34, 1109 nucleotides long. The record is from the annotation of a GenBank genome assembly. Lineage: Eukaryota; Phaeophyceae; Ectocarpales; Ectocarpaceae.
AUGGGUACUUUGAAGGUGUUGGCGUCGGGAUGCUGCUUCCAGGACGUCGCUUCCUUCUCUCUGAUGAGCCGCACGACCGCAGAGACUUCUUUCCACCAUUUCUGCGAGAAGUUUUUCGAGGGCCUCUGGGACACGUGGAACACCUACACCGGCAAGGAGGGCCACAUGUCGCUGGUGGUGGAGUGCCAUUCUGGCCGCAUCAUCGCGGCAACCAAGACUUACCCGGGAGCAGAGAACGACAAGACGGUCAUCGCACGGGACAAGUCCAUCUGGCGAAUACGAGAUGAGGAGCCGUGGAAGAGCUAUGAUACAAGGGCGUGGAUCAUCGUGGACGGGGGGUACCCGAAGGCUAGUUUCGGUUGUUGCCAUUUUCGGUCUGCCGUAUCACAGAUCCCGCUUCUGAUCCCACCAAUCAAGACGCACAACACCGUCAAGGAGCACGAUUGGAGCAGGCGGUUGGAUAAUAUGCGCAAGGACAUCGAGUGUUGCUUCGGCAGAGUCAAGGGGCGCUGGAGGCUUUUCGGUGUACCUGUUGGGAACAACGCAUUCUCCCAAAGAGUCAAGGGGCGCUGGAGGCUUUUCGGUGGUGACAUCUUGUUCUCCGCACGACAGAAGGUUGACAACGCGUGGUUCACCGCGUGCAUCCUCCACAACAUGCUCCACAGCUUCAACCGCCUCGACGAGAUGGAGGAGGACGGCGUUUGGGUGGGGUCGGCAGGGAGGUUGGGGGAGGCGACGGCAAUGGCGGCGGCCAGCAUGCGCAAGGACAUCGAAGUCAAGGGGCGCUGGAGGCUUUUCGGUGGUGACAUCUUGUUCUCCGCACGACAGAAGGUUGACAACGCGUGGUUCACCGCGUGCAUCCUCCACAACAUGCUCCACAGCUUCAACCGCCUCGACGAGAUGGAGGAGGACGGCGUUUGGGUGGGGUCGGCAGGGAGGUUGGGGGAGGCGACGGCAGUGGCGGCGGCCAUGGACGUGGACGAGGAAAGCGAGACUCCGACUCCGGCUUCGAAGAGUUUCGCCGGAAGCUCAUCGCGCACUUCACGUGCGCGUGGGAGAAAAGGAGAUUUUGUGGUUUAAGAGGGCGGAGGUUUAGAAUAUACGUGGUA